This is a messenger RNA of Cooperia oncophora, 153 nucleotides long. NCBI's taxonomy places the organism in Eukaryota, Metazoa, Nematoda, Chromadorea, Rhabditida, Trichostrongylidae. The record is from the annotation of a GenBank genome assembly.
UACUAUCGUCCUACAGAAGUAGAAACGUUACUUGGUGACGCUACGAAAGCAAAGAAAGUCCUUGGAUGGGAGGCUAAGAUCUCCGUGGAGGAACUCGCUAAAGAAAUGGUUGCCUCUGAUGUUGCCCUGAUGACUGCUAAUCCUAUGGCUUAA